UACAUACCUUUUCAGCUGUGCUACGUUUUCAUUGCUUUCCUUAAAAUAUCUGCAAAGUCGUCACCUUUUUCCUCCAAAGAUUCUUCCCUAUUCCAUAACAAAAAAAGAUUAUCAAUUCCUACGACAACGCUCCAAGAAUUUGCUCCUUUCUGUCUUCCACACACUUAAUCCUUACUGCGAAAUUCGUCGGAUUCACGGUUUUCCAAUCAAAAUUCAAGCCUUUUCUUUCCGUUUCUGUUGGAUUCUUCCCUUUUGUAAGAUUGGAAUUUGGUAUUGAAAAGCAUUUAAUUAAUGCCGUUUGUAAUUGAGGUUGGAGGUAUGAAUUAAAGCUUAAUUGUGUAGGAUUUGAAGUAUAAUAGUAUUGGGAGUUUUUGUAUUGAGAAGGGAAGAAAUGGAACAGUACGAGCUUGUGAAGGAUAUAGGAUCUGGAAAUUUCGGGGUUGCGAGGCUUAUGAGGCACAAGGAAACCAAAGAGCUCGUCGCCAUGAAGUACAUAGACAGAGGAUACAGGGUGGGUUCGUAAAAAUUAUAUAUUUCUUCUCAAUGAAAUGUGUAUGAACAUUAUGUAUAGUUAUGCGUGUCUGUUUGUAUAUAUUCAUGAAAAUCUUUCAUUUGAACAAGUCUCUCUCUCCCUCUGUUUGAGUAAUUGAACAGAUUCGAUUGGAUUUCACAUAUUUGUCUGGAGUUAUUUUUGUCACAGAUCGAUGAGAAUGUGGCGCGGGAAAUCAUAAAUCAUAGAUCUCUUCGACAUCCAAACAUUAUUCGAUUCAAGGAGGUGUUGGUGACUCCUACCCAUCUAGCUAUUGUCAUGGAGUAUGCAGCGGGGGGUGAGCUCUUUGAACGAAUUUGCACUGCUGGAAGAUUCAGUGAGGAUGAGGCUAGAUACUUCUUCCAGCAGCUUAUCUCUGGAGUCCACUACUGUCAUCAUAUGCAAAUAUGCCAUAGAGAUUUGAAACUGGAGAAUACCCUUUUGGAUGGAAGUCCUGCUCCAAGGCUGAAAAUCUGCGAUUUUGGUUAUUCCAAGUCAUCUCUUCUGCACUCAAGACCCAAAUCAACAGUCGGCACGCCAGCGUAUAUUGCUCCAGAGGUUCUUUCUCGAAGGGAGUAUGAUGGCAAGCUGGCCGAUGUAUGGUCAUGCGGAGUGACACUUUAUGUUAUGCUGGUGGGAGCAUACCCUUUCGAGGACCAGGAAGAUCCAAAGAAUUUCAGGAAGACAAUUCAACGAAUAGUUGCUGUACAAUACAAGAUCCCUGACUAUGUUCACAUAUCUCAAGAUUGUAGACACCUCCUUUCUCGCAUAUUUGUCGCCAAUGCAGCCAGGAGGAUAACACUUAAAGAAAUCAAGGACCACCCAUGGUUUCUGAAGAACUUGCCAAGAGAAUUAACAGAAGCAGCUCAAACCAUCUACUACAGGAAAGAAAACCCGACGUUUUCCCUUCAGAGUGUAGAGGAGAUCAUGAAAAUCGUGGAAGAGGCCAGGACACCUCCCCCUGCUUCCCGUUCAAUUGGAGGCUUUGGCUGGGGAGGAGAACAAGACGAGGGAAAGGAAGACGAUAUUGAGGGUGAGGAGGAGGAGGAGGAGGAAGAAGAAGAAGAAGAAGACAAGUACGAUAAGAGAGUGAAGGAGGCACAUGAAAGUGGAGAAGUUCAUCUCACUUGAGGUCUAAUUUUAUCUCUUUACACUGGUACUCAUUUAGGAUUUAUUUAUUGGAAUCCACCAACUUCAGGAUGGCUGGGUAGAAAUCAGUCAACACUGCUCAAGACCUUGGGCUUAAUAAAGUCUGUAGUUUUAUAAGAUUAUGAGUCAAGAGUUUUGAUAAUUGCUGUUGUGUGUGGUAGGUGCUGUUGUGGACUAGAAAGCAAAUUGUACUCAGGUACAGGUUUGAGCUCAAGUUGAGAAUUAAUUAUUUUGGGUAGGUAAGUUGAUAAUUUUUUUUUUAUUAUACUCUUGAGGAUUAUAAAGUAUUGCAGAUAUCAUGCAGGUGGUCACAUUCAU
This is a messenger RNA of Ilex paraguariensis (yerba mate), 1996 nucleotides long. The record is from the annotation of a GenBank genome assembly. Lineage: Eukaryota; Viridiplantae; Streptophyta; Magnoliopsida; Aquifoliales; Aquifoliaceae.